GAGAUUUCUUGCUACCCAAUCCCCCUUUUCCCCAGGGAGAGCAAGCCUUCCCUGGUCCAUCCCUCCCUCUUGUUUGGUAAUCAUUUCAUUUUACUCCUUUUUGAAGCAGUCGCCUGUUUUAUCCCACUUUUCAUUUCACAAUCCCGUGCGCGUAUGUUCUCCUGCUUCAGAGCAAGUUCGGCAUCUCCCCUCUUUCUUCCCGCGACGAGAAGCUCUUCUUGAUCCCGGCUGAUCGUUCUCCUUUGAGAUGCUUUUCAGUUCUAACACUUGCCUUCUCUCUCUCCACCCUCUUUUUAACUAGAGACCGGUUAAUCUUGAGUGAACUGAACUUGGGUUUGGAAUCUAAAAUAAAGAGGAACACCCAGAGGGAUAACGGCACACUCGUCUUUGGAUAAGGACCCCGCUAUCGCUUUCCCCCUUGCUACACUUCAGGGAAGGUUUUUUCCCUUUCAGUUGGGUUUUGUUAAUCCAGGUGGCCUUGUUCUGAGUGAGCAAGAGGAUUAUUCUCCGCAAGUUGCUGCUGAGCGACAUCCCUGAAGGCUGUUCACAUGUUCUCCAUCCAGGACAGUCUCCCUCGGGGAGCCUUGACCAUGAAAGAGGAACCCCUCACGAGCGGCAUGACUCCGGUCCGCUCGUGGAUGCAGAGCGCGGGGAUUCUAGAUGCCAACACAGCUGCACAAAGUGGUGUGGGUUUGGCCCGGGCCCAUUAUGAAAAGCAGCCCCCCUCCAACCUGCGCAAGUCCAACUUCUUCCACUUUGUGUUGGCGCUGUACGACCGACAGGGCCAGCCCGUGGAGAUCGAGAGGACCUCCUACGUGGACUUUGUGGAGAAAGACAAAGAGUACAAUGGUGAGAAGACUAACAAUGGCAUUCACUACCGGUUACAGCUCCUCUACAGUAAUGGUAUCAGGACAGAGCAAGACUUGUUCGUGCGUUUGAUAGACUCCAUGACAAAACAGCCGAUCAUCUACGAGGGCCAGGACAAAAACCCAGAGAUGUGCCGCGUUCUGCUCACCCACGAGAUCAUGUGCAGUCGGUGUUGUGACAAAAAGAGCUGCGGGAACCGAAACGAGACACCAUCCGACCCCGUCAUCAUCGACAGAUUCUUCUUGAAGUUUUUCCUCAAGUGUAACCAGAACUGUUUGAAAAAUGCGGGCAACCCACGAGACAUGAGGCGGUUUCAGGUGGUGGUGUCUACUACGGUGAAUGUGGAUGGGCAUGUGCUGGCCGUGUCAGACAACAUGUUUGUGCACAACAACUCCAAACAUGGCCGACGGGCCCGUCGCCUGGACCCAUCUGAAGCAGCUACGCCCUGCAUCAAGGCCAUCAGCCCCAGCGAGGGCUGGACCACUGGCGGGGCCACGGUCAUCCUGAUCGGGGACAACUUCUUCGACGGGCUGCAGGUGGUGUUUGGCACCAUGCUGGUCUGGAGCGAGCUCAUCACCCCACAUGCCAUCCGAGUCCAGACCCCCCCCAGACACAUCCCGGGCGUGGUGGAAGUCACCCUGUCCUACAAGUCCAAGCAGUUCUGCAAAGGAGCUCCCGGACGCUUUGUUUACACUGCCUUGAACGAGCCCACUAUUGACUACGGCUUCCAGAGGCUACAGAAGGUCAUCCCGCGUCACCCAGGAGACCCGGAGAGGUUACCAAAGGAGGUCCUGCUGAAGAGGGCAGCAGACCUGGUGGAGGCCCUAUAUGGCAUGCCACACAACAACCAGGAGAUCAUCCUGAAGCGUGCUGCGGACCUGACGGAGGCCCUGUACAGCGUGCCGCGCAGCCACAACCAGCUGCCCUCGCUGGCCGGCUCGGGGGCCCACUCUGGCAUGAUGGGGGUGGGCGUGGGCGUGGGGGUCAACUCCUUCAGCAGCCAGCUGGCCGUCAACAUCUCCGAAGCCUCGCAAGGUGACCAGGGUUACUCGCGUAACUCCAACAGCGUGUCGCCGCGUGGCUACGUUCCCAGCUCUACCCCGCAGCAGUCCAACUACAACACCAUCACCUCCAGCAUGAAUGGCUACGGGGCCGGCAUGACCAACCUGGGGGUGCCCGGAUCACCCAGCUUCCUCAACGGAUCCACCGGGAACUCCCCCUAUGCACUCAAACAGAAGAGUGCCUUCGCCCCCGUCGUGCGGCCACAGACCUCCCCGCCCCCCACCUGCACCAGCACCAACGGGAGCAGCCUACAGGCCAUGACUGGACUGAUAGUUCCUCCCAUGUAAAGGACAGGAGGGCAGGCUGCCCUUUUCAGAGGCUUUUUAUUGUGCCCAAGACAAACUGGCCCGAGACAGCAGCUUAUCAAAUACCAUCAUCCCUCAGAGGAGAGAGAACCCGGCG
Engraulis encrasicolus (European anchovy) is the source of this 2331-nucleotide messenger RNA. Its product is annotated as transcription factor COE3-like. Lineage: Eukaryota; Metazoa; Chordata; Actinopteri; Clupeiformes; Engraulidae. The transcript is spliced from 16 exons. Gene Ontology annotation, molecular function: DNA-binding transcription factor activity, RNA polymerase II-specific; RNA polymerase II cis-regulatory region sequence-specific DNA binding. The record is from RefSeq and is a predicted model, not a curated record. The coding region runs from base 549 to 2216 and encodes 555 amino acids. Gene Ontology annotation, biological process: regulation of transcription by RNA polymerase II.